Talaromyces proteolyticus is the source of this 1158-nucleotide messenger RNA. RefSeq lists its product as uncharacterized. Lineage: Eukaryota; Fungi; Ascomycota; Eurotiomycetes; Eurotiales; Trichocomaceae. The transcript is spliced from 2 exons. The record is from RefSeq and is a predicted model, not a curated record. The coding region runs from base 134 to 1090 and encodes 318 amino acids.
AUACUACGUCCGUACGCUGAGGAUUAUAAAAUUAUCCAAGCUUCCAGUCGUUUUCCUCUUCAACUAGAGUUUUGCAACUUCUCAGAAGUACUGUGCAUUUUAAAAUUCUCAUUUUGAAACAAUAAUUGCGAAUAUGGUCUGCAAAUCUUACACUAGACGUUCCAGCGUCCGAUCCACUGUUACACUAUACGACAAAGGGGAUUCAUACCCAUACAUUAAUCGCUCUGCUGUUGAAUCUUGUACAUUCGAGAACCUCACGAAUGCUACGAGUAUUCAUCGCUCAAAACUGAACGCCGUUAUUUUACGAGAAACUCCCCAGUACCUCAACUUCGCCACUAAAGAUAAUUGCAAAUGCGGUGGUAGUAACAGUGACAACAAGGGCAGCUACAUAAAAUUUUGCAACAUUGAUACCAGCUCUGUGGAAGACUCUGAUCUGAGACGUAGCAAGAUCCAAGACUCAACUUUGAUUUCUGUUGCACAAAUCAAGUGGUCAGAGAUUCGCGGCUCCCGCAUUAUAAAUUCUGGGUCUAUAAAACGCUGCGAGAUUGACGAAACCGUAUUAUGGAAUGCAACGGGCUUGAGGUGGUCGAUAGUCAAAAAGGCUGAUCUAACGGACUGCUCUAGAAUCAAGCGCUCAACCAUACAGGAGAGCACUUUGAAGAACUCCAUCGUCAGUCAUUCAAGUCUAAGCGGAUGUGAAGUGAAAGAUUGUGCGAUAUAUAGAACGACAUUCGAAGAUUUGAUACUUGAGAAUGGCAUCUGGAAGCAUGGAACUUUAGUUGGGCGAAUCGACGAGACAAAGGAUGUUGUUAUAAGACAGAUCAAUGGGAAAACGAACAAAUUGCAAACAAAAACUGGUGCUAGUGAUGAGGUAGUCAACAUUCCCGUUGAAGGAAACAAUUCUCCCACAAAGCACUUGAGUAUUCCGACUAGCUUGAAUGGAAAACGAACGUCGGGAUAUCGUGUCGACAGGGGAUAUCUGUUGGAGCAUUCUGAAUCGGAGGAAAAUUUUGAUACUCAGUUAGACGAGAUGAGGGAUUUAGACGCAGAGAAUGAUUCCAAAAUACCGCUGCCGCCAUAUCAGUCUUAAUAUUGAUGAAUAUCAAUUUUAGAUAAUGGGGAUGGAUCACUGUGAUACUAGAUUGAUAGGUUGGGUUU